Molecule: messenger RNA, 4567 nt
Organism: Orussus abietinus
Lineage: Eukaryota; Metazoa; Arthropoda; Insecta; Hymenoptera; Orussidae
Product: silk gland factor 1
Exons: 1
Coding region: 1-1569 (522 amino acids)
Biological process (GO): anatomical structure morphogenesis; regulation of transcription by RNA polymerase II; cell differentiation
Molecular function (GO): RNA polymerase II cis-regulatory region sequence-specific DNA binding; DNA-binding transcription factor activity, RNA polymerase II-specific; protein domain specific binding
Source: RefSeq, a predicted model, not a curated record
AUGACGAUGCUGCAGUCCCAGAAGCUGUACGGCGAGGCGGGCGGCCUCGGGGGCGCCAUGACGAGCGCCGCCAUGUCGGGCAUGGGAAGCAUGGCGCCGACCUACAGCUCCAUCAACUCCAUGGGCUGCGUCUCCAUGGGCAUGUCGAUGGGCGUCGGCGUGGGCCCGAGCUGCAGCCCGCAGGGCGCCGGCGGGUUCAACGUCGGCUCGAUGAGCUCGGCCAUGGGCAUGGCGUCGAUGGGUGGCGGGGCCAUGGGGGGCUACGGGGGCGCCGCCAUGGGUGGCGGCGGCGCCUGCAUGAGCGCCGUCGGCUACGGCCCCUUGGCACCCGCGGGCGGCGCCGGCAUCCGCGACCCGCUCGCUCUGGCGGAGCCCGACUCGCCGAACUCGGCCGUGCAGCGGGCUCGCACCGACAAGUCCUACCGCAGGAGCUACACCCACGCGAAGCCGCCCUACUCCUACAUAAGCCUCAUCACCAUGGCCAUCCAGAACGCACCCACUCGCCAGCUGACCCUCAGCGAGAUCUACCAGUUCAUCAUGGACCUCUUCCCGUUUUACCGGCAGAAUCAGCAGCGCUGGCAGAACUCGAUUCGGCACUCGCUCAGCUUCAACGACUGCUUCGUCAAGGUGCCGCGCACCCCGGACAAGCCGGGCAAGGGCUCCUUCUGGACGCUCCACCCCGAGAGCGGCAACAUGUUCGAGAACGGGUGCUACUUGAGGCGGCAGAAGAGGUUCAAGGACGAGAAGAAGGAGCUCAGCAGGCAGAGCAACAAGCACCAGCAGCACCACCCCGGGACCGGCCACGGCAGUCCCUCGGGUCACGAGCUGACCCACGGGAAGAAGGUCCACGGAGCCCUGCACCACGCGCCUCCGCAGCAGCAGCAGCAGCAGCAGCAGCAGCAGCAGCAGCAGCCGCAGCAGCAACCCCCGCAGCAGCAACAGCCGCCGCCGCCGCCGCAGGACGACAAGGACCUGCACUCGCUGGUCUCGUCCCACCAUCACCACCACGCCUCGGCCAGCGCGGCCGUGGCCGCUGGCCUGCACCAGCACCACGCCGCGCUCAAGGGCGACGCCUCCGAUAUCGGGGGCCUCCUGGGGCCCGACCUGGGGGCCGCACAGGACGAGCUGGCAGCCAUGAUGAGCAGGGGCUUGCACCCGCAUCUCCUGGCCGACCCCGCCGCUCUGCACCACGGGAUGAGCGGAACCCUCAAGCAGGAGCCCCCCUACACCGCCGCCAGCCAUCCCUUCAGCAUCACGAGGCUACUCCCGGGUGCCACCGCCGCCACCUCCCCCGGAACCCAGGACACCAAGCCUCCGGAGCUUAAGAUGUACGAGCAGCUGCAUCAGAGCUACGCGAAUUACGGAUCCCCUCAUCACCCGCACCACUCGGCGCCGCCCGGGCACCACCAUCACAACGGCAUGCACGGGAACGCCGGCGCCGCCGGGCCAAUCCACAACAUGGCCAACCACCACCAGGACUACUACCAGAGCCCCCUUUACCAUCACGCGAGUGUCACCGCGUCGGGUGCGCCUCCGCCACCCCCGUCGUCGGCGGCCCCGGGAUUGUGACACCACGCCACCCACCACUACGCCCUCGCCUGAGUCGCCGCGGCCGCCGCGGCGGCCGCCGCCCGCCCGUUGGGGACCCAUCCGCGGCGUCCUGGCAUCGACGAGGCCGCCGAGGGCGCCGAGGGCGCCGACGGCGUCGAGGCCGCCUGGGUGUGAACUCGGGACCCUGGGCCCUAGGCGCCUCUUCUCGAGAUCGGCUCGCGGGAUUUCCGUCGCUCCAGAAUGUGGGGUUAGGACGCGGUUUCCGGAAAGUGCAGCACGCCGGGGCAAGGGUGUACACAGACUUUGGUGGUUUUUCGAUUUUCUUCCGUUUACGAACUUUGAUCGAGUAUGCACAGAGUCGAGAUCGGAACGUUUUUGUUGGUCAAGGGGAAAGAGGAGGGGCAGUCGAUGCCCUCGGAUGAGCCAUCGUUCGCGAGUGUCGUGUUUCGUUGCGGUUUUAGGUGGGUGUUAGGUCUCUAAUUGAGAAAGUGAUUAAAUUGCAGGUGGAUUGGAGCGGGUCGAUCGCGGAGGUAAUUCUUCCAAUGGAACUCUUUGGGGCUUGCGGCUGACGAUCUUUCUGGGAAUGCUCGGUGUUCUCUUUUCUCCGUAGAGCGAUGUAAUCCGGAUACGCGUCUUGUGCUCGGAUGUCCGGAGAAAUGGACGAGGGGUAAAUCCACCGGUCCCGCUGUAAUCGGUUGACGGUCGUCGAUGUAAUUCGGUUCCCAUGUAAAUUAGCUAUCGAUAUUAUGGGACGGGGAAGAAUGUAGUUUACAAAUAAAUUCCCAUAAACUGCGAAUUGAACUUAUCACAUUUUUCGUAGUUUAAAUUGCAGUUGGUUGUUGAUAAAACAAAAGUUGAACGGGAGCGACUCGUUAAAAUCGCGGUGGCCCGAUACCGUGUUGAUAGCGAAGUACCGAAGUGAAGUUACCGUUUAAUUACUUUAUUCGCGGCCGUGACUCGAUUACAUAUUGUUCGUCAAUCGAAUUACAUUCUCCCCCGGUCGCAUCUAGAUCGCCUCGCGAUUAUUUCGAUAAACUUGAUCGUGAACUGCGGAAGAGAUAUCGAAGUUUGGAGAUCGUGAGAUAUGUCGAUGUCGGAUAAGCGCUUCGGAUAAUGUCUCUCUCUUCCGCUCCGGCAAGAUUGUCGAAUUUCGAAUCGUGAAAUUCGUUAACCGGUCGGCCAUGUCCUUCGAGCUGGUCCAAGAAGACGUAGUCGUCCGAGCUCUUCCGUGGUCCUGGAAACGGAGCGCUCCGACACCGCGAAGGACGAAAUGGUGUAGGUUUAGACGAAGAACGAAUAUUGUGAUAAACUGUGAAAUUGAAGAAUCAAACCCAAUCGACGGACUAGCGCACGAAUAAGGGGAAUCGAAGCUGGGGAAAACUCUGCUUGGAACGAUAUUUUAAACGAUUAUUCGUUUCCUUAAUUGGGGUCCAUUCUUUUGGCAAAGCGUUCGGAGAACGCGAAUUACUCCAAUUACUCCAAAAAGUCUUUUUUUUUUUUCAGCCCAAAGCGGUUCCGUAAAAUUUUCUGAUCGAUAUAUUUUAACACUAAACCUACCGACGAUUUAUAACCCCAUUACAAAUACCAUUUAAAACUGUCAAUUUGACCCGUAGGUUUAGUGUUAAUAGGAUUCAUUGCGAUUUUUUCUGUUAAAAAUGCUCCUUUUUUUUACCUGAAUUCUCGCAGGACGUUAUCGGGAACUUACCCAGCUUCGAAAUCGUGCACACGCUCGUGACCCGGUUGCAAGACACGCACCCCCGUUCCGCGCAACGCAACGGGCGUGGCGAAAAAAAUCAUGUGCAAAAAAGAAAUCCGGUCGGUCGAAUCCUAGUUGAACCUGCUUGGCGUAAUUCUAUCGAAUGCCGAUAAUCGCGAAUUUGAGGUGGCCAAAAAAGUUGGCAUCAAAUCACACGGGGACUCGGAUUGGCCGCGGAUGGCGGUAAUUUUAACGCCGGAUUUCUUUUUCUUUUUAACGUGCACAGACGCGCCCGUAUCCGCGGCUUAGGGAAUUUUAUUUGUUCCGAUGAAAUGUCUCGCCGGGUCACGUCCAGUGUCCUUUUCUCUUUUCUUUUGUAUGAUACGUACGUGUAGAUAGCCGGCACUAACCUAACGCGCAUAAUGUACAAUAUUAUAUGUUAUACAGAGGUAUAUAUAUAUAUAUAAAUAUAAAUAUAUGUAGAUAUAUAAAUGGACUCUUUAACGAUACGCUAUAUUAGGGUUAAAAAUAUCUAUUAAGAGAGAGAGAAUGAGAAAGAGCGGGACAGUCGUCGGAAAUCUUUUAUGUCGCGUGUUUCAAAAGUAAAGUCGCGGGCGAUAACAUAAAAUGCACCGAACAUCCUGCGCUUUUCUUUUUUUCUUUUCUUUACGGAGAAAUUUGCAGUCCCGAUUUUUAACGUAACUAUUAAGGAGAGGACGUCAUCUCGUCGGUGACUUAUCCCGGCGGUGCUUUUGGAACACUCGAUGCGUUAUAUAAAUGUAAAUAGCAUCGACGACUAGCGUAUUGUCGCGGUAGUUCGCUAUAACUACUCUCAUUGCCGUCGCCUACCCGACGAUUUCGAUUAGUCCUUGGCCCGACAGGCAUUGUCGGCUUUUCUUAGAGCUCCACUUCUUUGGAUCUCGUCUUUUUCGGAGACGCGAGCGGCCACGCGGAGGCUUUCGAGAACUCGCGAACGUCCACUUUUUCGUCGCUAAGCGGGCGAGGAGGUAGAAGGAACAAAAAUGAUAUUUUGCAAAUGGGUAAGAGCUCCUCGGAAUCGCUUAAUUUUUUUUCCAUUUCUUCCGUCUCUCUCUCUCUCUCUCCGUCGUUUCGUCGUGUCGCCUCUCGGUGCGAAUUUCCGGAAGCAUUUCGUCCGCGCCGCUCGCGCUUUUAUACUGGAGAAUUCCUCGAUUCCGUUCGUCCAUUUCGAGCUGUCGUCUGUCCAUGUUAACUCGCGGCAAGAUCAGCGUUUAAGGAAAUUUUACUAUUAAAGGAGAAGACAACUAACGACGCCCUGACGAUGUACAUGUUCCAAUAAAC